Molecule: messenger RNA, 2031 nt
Organism: Ictalurus furcatus (blue catfish)
Lineage: Eukaryota; Metazoa; Chordata; Actinopteri; Siluriformes; Ictaluridae
Gene: mettl22
Product: methyltransferase 22, Kin17 lysine
Exons: 11
Coding region: 538-1710 (390 amino acids)
Biological process (GO): protein methylation
Cellular component (GO): nucleus
Molecular function (GO): protein methyltransferase activity
Source: RefSeq, a predicted model, not a curated record
CACUUACUGAUGUUACACACAUCUCGGAAGUCAUACUAGUUAGCUAGGUUUUUAAUCUCGACGCAGUUUCGAGGUCAUUUUAAGGUACGCCGCUAGGAGUUAAUUUGUAGCUAGAAGCCUAAAUUAAAUCAAAUGGUGCCUAGUUAGCGUUUUCACAUAUUAAAGGAGUUGUGUCUCGGUGUCGCGGUCUGAACUCGGGCCGAAUCCUAAAUUACAUCUCAGUGUGUAUAAAAGUGCACUAGGUAGGGUAUGACAUAAUGGAUUGUACAGCCUAUCUAGUGCAUUAAGUGUCCAAUAGGAGGAUAUAAUAGUAUUCUGCCAGAUAUGGCUAGUUAGAUUGUUGUUUUCUUAACAUUAAGGUGGCUCGAAUGUAGAGUAGUAAAUUUCUAUCAAUAAAUGUAUGCACUGAAAUGAAUAGAUAAGGAGUUUUAGCAGACUGUGUCACGCAUGUGUGCCGUUCGGCUUAAUCUCCGUUCAAAAUUUUACAUAAACCUUUAAAUAAGUUGAGUGAUUUUGCCUGGCCACAAGAUCAGAGUUAUGGACAAAACACUGCAGCAUCCAGAGGGACGUGAAGCACGGGCCAUGGACCAGGUCACCUUCCGCAGUGACACUGUGCUCUCUGAUGUGCACUUACUGCUCCCAAAUGCUCGUCAUCUCAUGACUCGACUCAAUAUCGUCGGACAACCAGUUUUUUUGUCGAAGUUCAGGAUUCUGCGUGAGGAGGAGCAGAAGGAGGCUUGUUCUCCGUCAGAGGAGAAGUCAUACUCUCUUCUGGACGAAGAUGGAGACCUGGACGUAGCAAGGAAGCCAUCGGAGACAGCGCAGGGCCGCGAAACCGCUCACCCUGUCAUCCUAAGACAGGCUGAGGGAGCGAUUAGUGAGGAGGAGGAGGAAGAUGACAUAACCGAUGUCAUAAAGAUUGAGCACACGAUGGCGACGCCCCUGGAGGACGUCGGAAAGCAGAUCUGGCGAGCAGCUUUCCUGCUCUCCGACUUCAUUCUGUCCAGCUCUGCUGUGUUAAGAGGAGCGACGGUGCUCGAGCUGGGAGCAGGAACCGGAUUAGCCAGCAUCGUCAUGGCGAGUGUGGCCAAAACGGUCUACUGCACAGAUGUUGGUGAAGAUCUCCUCAGCAUGUGUCAGAGAAAUGUGCAUUUGAAUCAGCAUUAUAUUGCAGCAUCAGACGAGCGCGGUGUGAAAGUGAGACAGCUGGACUGGACCACAGACGAUUUCCUCACAGAUGCGGAUUCAGAAUUUGGCUGGAGUGAGGACGAGAUCUCGGACCUCUACGAUAACACCACAGUCAUCAUCGCAGCAGACGUGUGCUAUGACAACGACCUCACCGACGCCCUGUUUCGGACUUUGUAUCGCAUUUCCAGUAAUCUGUGUCACUCCAGCACCGCCUACAUCAGCAUAGAGAAAAGGCUGAACUUCACUCUGCGCCACAUGGACGUGUCCUGCGAGACGUAUGACCAUUUCCGCCGCUGCCUGGAGCAGAUAACGGAGCUGAGAGAGAAGAAAAUGAGGUUCACGGUGUCACCGGUGUCCUGCUCCUUCCCUCAGUUCUUCCAGUACGAACGAGUGAACCAACUGGAGCUGUGGAAAGUAUCUGUUAAUCCCUUUCAGACUCUAUCCAGCUCAACAACCUCACAAAAAUGUGGUGAAAAGGAUGCAACAUCAAAAACUAAUCCAGACGCAAUAUCCAAGAGUUGAUACUCGGCUUUAUGCUGUUAUGAAUGUGCAAAACUAAGAGAGCUAAGUGCUAAGUGAAUCCCAAAUGUGAAUCCUAUUUUAUGUAAUUAAUUUAACAAAGGUUUUAUUAUAUAGGAUGAAGAAAGGUGGUGGAGAUCAAGUGAGAAUUUCAUUUUAGUUUAUUUUUAGCUACAGAUUGCCCUUCUUGUUUUGGUAUCUGUCUCGCUCCAGACAGUUGGGAUUGCAUACUGUGAAUUGUAAAUUAUUUAAAAUUGAUUGUGUGUUUUUGUGUGUGUUUACUGACAUUCUGAAUAAGUGCUACAAUGAAUUGAUUUCUAUAGC